This is a messenger RNA of Teleopsis dalmanni, 744 nucleotides long. RefSeq names its product trypsin-like. Gene Ontology annotation, molecular function: serine-type endopeptidase activity. Gene Ontology annotation, biological process: proteolysis. Bases 1 to 744 code for a protein of 247 amino acids. The record is from RefSeq and is a predicted model, not a curated record. Lineage: Eukaryota; Metazoa; Arthropoda; Insecta; Diptera; Diopsidae. The transcript has a single exon.
AUGUGUUUCAAAAAUCUUUUUUUAUUAUCUGUACUAAUCCUUGGAUUCUUCCAAGCUGUAUAUGGGCAGGCUAAAAUUGUCAACGGAGAGCCAACAACUAUUGCAGACUGCCCAUCCUGUGUAUAUUUAGCAGACAAAUCUGGUAAGUUACUUUGCGGUGCUACAAUGAUUCAUAAGCAAUUCUGCACUUCUGCCGCCACCUGUACUAAGCCACACACCGCUGCUCAACUGGACGUUCAUGGUGCUAAAACUUAUCAGCGUGAAACUGGCGAAGUUAUUCCAGUUCAUAAAAUGAUUUAUUCCAGCAACUUUGACCAGGAGACCUACAACUUUGAUAUAGCUUUGGUAAGAUUAAGUAAACCAUUCACCUCGGCUUUAGUUGUGCCAGCUGUUAGAUGUACUUCACCUCCUCAAGUUUAUGAUGUAAUGACACAGUACGGUUGGGGACAAAUAAGUGAGAAUGGACUAAAUUCAAAUGUUUUACGCAAAACUAAUCUCGGGGCAAUGAAAAAAGAAGAUUGUUUGACUUAUAUUGCGCCACUAACUGGAACUCAAUACUGUACGAUCAACUCCAAUUCAGGUGGUUGUAAAAAUGAUUAUGGUUCCGGUACUUAUAACGACAAAGGUGAAUACUGUGGUCAUUUAAGUUGGACUUAUGGCUGUGGUAGAGAUUAUCCAAAUCUUCACUGUAGUGCUAUUGCCGUUGCUAACUUCAUUGAUACUGGCAUCUCCAGAAAUUUGUAG